UUCAAUUUAAAGUCUUAAAAGUAUAUAUAAAAACUAUAUAUUUACAUGUAGGUGUGAUUCAGAUUUUUUUACUCAAUACCAAACCUAGUCGGAUUUAUUAAUCGAUUUAAUUUGACUUAUCAGUUUUAUGUGAUUUUCCAGUUCGGUUUAAAUACCCCUGCAUACUUAAGUGAGUAGAAAUUAUGUUAUUAUUGCUGUUUUAUGAGGUAGAGAUUAGAAAGUUGAGAACAAGACAAUUGCCGUGUGGUAUAUAUUGGGUAUUCAUCAUGUGCCAAAGUGGAAGAGUUCUCUUUACGCCAACAUUAAGGCUUGGUUUUAAGCUUUGGCCAGCAAUUAUCUUUAAGCAUAAUCUAUGUCAUGACAUAUUUAAAUUUACAACUUUCAAAGUCUUUUUUUUUUCUAAGUCCGUCACAAUUAAACAUGUUUACAUAAAACAAAAUGAGGAUAUUUGUUUAAAUUUGAAAAAUAAAAUUCUAAGUAUUUAUUCUAAUGGUCCACUUUCUGAAAAAAACUAGAUAGACCUCUACCUGUAAAAUAAAAAAAAAUAAAAAAGAUCUUGUGAGAUUUGCUUCUUUGAGGAUGGUCAAUGAUGAUAUUAAUAAGCUUGAUUUAGAAGGGAAUUGUGCAUCAAUUUAAACGCUGUUUUCACAAGGCAAGUGUCUCUUAAUUUAUCAAUUUUUUUGAUAUUUUAGAGAAGUUAAAAGGGAGCCUUGUAGCAACAAUAAAGUUAUUUCUGUGUGACAUAUAUGUCACGAGUUCGAGCCGUGGGGCAAGUGUCUCUUAACUUAUCAAUCUUUUUUUAUCUUUUAGAGAAGUUAAAAGGGAGUCUUGUAGCAACAAUUAAGUUAUCUCUAUGUGACAUAUAGGUCACGAGUUCGAGCAGUGGGGCAAGUGUCUCUUAGUUUAUCAAUUUUUUUUUUUAAUCUUUUAGAGAUUUUAAAAGGGAGCCUUGUAGCAACAAUAAAGUUAUCUCUGUGUGACAUAUAGGUCACGAGUUCGAGCCGUGGGGCAAAUGUCUCUUAAUUUAUCAAUUUUUUUUAUCUUUUAGAGAAGUUAAAAGGGAGUCUUGUAGCAACAUAAAGUUAUCUCUGUUUGACAUAUAGGUCACGAGUUCGAGCCGUGGGGCAAGUGUCUCUUAAUUUAUCAAUUCUUUUUUUUAUCUUUUAGAUAAGUUAAAAGGGAGCCUUGUAGCAACAAUAAAGUUAUCUCCGUGUGACAUAUAGGUCACGAAUUCGAGCCGUGGGGCAAAUGUCUCUUAAUUUAUCAAUUUUUUUUUAUCAUUUAGAGAAGUUAAAAGGGAUUCUUGUAGCAACAUAAAGUUAUCUCUGUGUGACAUAUAGGUCACGAGUUCGAGCCGUGGGCCAAGUGUCUCUUAAUUUAUCAAUUUUUUUUUUUUUAUCUUUUAGAGAAGUUAAAAGGGAGCCUUGUACAACAAUAAAGUUAUCUCUGCGUGACAUAUAGGUCACGAGUUCGAGCCGUGAAGUGCGGCUCUUAUCUGUACCCUUCUUGCGGCCCUUCCCCGACCCUACGUGAAUGCGGGAUACCUGUGCACCGACUCCGAGCUGCCCUUUUGGUCUUUCAGAUAAGUAAAAAGCAUGUUCUCUUGAUUUGAGGAAGCAAAACAAAGCAAUCUUAGCUUUCAAUGUAAGAAACAGUUAAAAGGCAUUGUCCCAUUACUUGUAUUAAAUGUGAUAGGUUACUUAUUGUCUUCUUGACAAGAUUUUCUCCUCUGGCUACAGCAAGUAUAUGCUAAAUGAAGCUACCAUGAUUAUACAACAUGCCAUUAAAACAUUAAAAUAAAAGAAAACAAGAGGGGGAAAAGUAAAGAAAUAAAAACUCUGCCAAUAAAUAUGCAAACAGUAUUUGAAUGUCAAAGUACCAUUAAUUUCUCAAUCAAUCUAUAUGGAGUUCAUAAAAGUAGUGUCCACAUCUUUAACUCUUCCAAUUCUUGCUGUUAUCUUCUGUUUCUGUCUUAAUAGCAGCCAAUGCCAUCCUUUAGACCCUCUAAAUCCUACUGAGAUCAACAAGAUUAGAGUCAUUAUUCAAAAAUCUCAUCUUAGUUCCCUCUCCAAUUUAACAUUUCACUUUGUUGAUCUUGAAGAGCCUGAAAAACAGGAUGUCCUUCAUUGGCUGUCCUUACAUAAGCGCGAAAGUGUUCCUUUUCCUUAUCGUCGAGCCAAGGUAGUGGUUCGUGCAAAUGGUGAGACGUUUGAAGUCGUUGUAGACUUGGCUACGCGAUCUAUCAUAUCAGAAAAUGUAUAUACUGGUCAUGGUUUCCCUCCACUUACUCUCGACGAAAUUGUACAAUGCAGCAGGCUGACAUUGAGGAAUCCUAAAUUUCAAGAUUCAAUAUUGAAAAGGGGUUUGAAUAUAUCAGAAGUUAGUUGCAUACCACAGCCAGUAGGAUGGUUCGGGCAGCCAAGGACACGAAGAGUACUUAACGUUCCAUGUUUUUAUCGCAAUGGGACAACUAAUUUUUGGGCAAGGCCAAUUGAAGGGAUCACUACAAUAUUAGAUGUUGAAUCCAUAAAGAUAAUCAAAUAUAUGGACAGAUUCAGAGUCCCUUUGCCUGAAGCCGAGAGUGCUGAUUUUCAAUCAUCGAGCCAGAGAUCAGUCGCUUGCAAUGACACAGACACAAGCCGGAUUAUCAUCAAAGGCAAUGAAGUUAAAUGGGAUAAUUGGGUUUUUCAUGUUGGAUUGAACACGAGGGCGGGGACUAUCGUGUCUACAGCUUCUAUAUUCGAUGAUACAAGAAAAGAAUAUCGACAUGUGCUCUAUAGUGGUCAUGUAUCUGAGACAUUUGUGCCUUAUAUGGAUCCUACAUUUGAAUGGUACUACAGGACUUUUAUGGAUAUAGGUGAAUUUGGUUUCGGAAGGUCUGCUAGUAGUCUUGUCCCGUUACUAGAUUGUCCGAACAAUGCAGUGUAUAUGGACGGAUAUAUGGCUGAUUCAGAAGGACAUAUAGUGCAAGUUCCCAACGCGAUUUGUAUAUUUGAAAGAUAUGUUGGCGAUGCUGCUUGGAGGCAUACAGAAAAUGGAGUACCGGGAAAUAUAAACACUAAGGGACAGCAAGAAGUUAAUUUGGUUGUUAGAAUGGUAGCAACAGUAGGAAAUUAUGAUUAUACACUUGAUUGGGAGUUCAAACAAAGUGGAACUCUCAGAGUUGGAGUAAGUUUAAACGGAGUUAUGGAGACGAAGGCUGUGAAAUAUACGAACGAUAAUCAAAUAACAGAGGAUGUUUACGGGACCCUUGUGGCCAAAAAUACAAUUGCAGUUAACCAUGAUCAUUUCCUUAUUUACUAUCUUGAUCUUGAUAUUGAUGGUACUGAUAAUUCAUUCCUAAAAGCCAAACUGAAAACUAGAAGAGUGAAGGACUCAAAAAUUUCACCUAGGAAAAGUUAUUGGAAAGUUGUUAAGGAAACUACGAAAACAGAAAAUGAGGCUAAGACACACCUAGGACUAGAACCAGCUGAAUUCUUGAUUGUAAAUCCAAAUAAGAAAACAAAGAUUGGACAUGAUGUAUCUUAUCGACUAAUACCUAGUCGACCAGCCAUGUCGUUGCUAUCAUACGACGAUUAUCCUCAACUUCGAGCAGCCUAUACAAAGUAUCAAUUGUGGGUGACACCAUACAACAAAUCAGAAAGGUGGGCCGGAGGAUUCUACACUGAUAGGAGUCGAGGAGAUGAUGGCCUACCAAUCUGGAGUCGCAGGAAUAGGCCUAUUGAAAACAAGGAUAUUGUGCUUUGGUACACUGUUGGACUCCAUCAUGUACCAUGUCAAGAAGAUUUUCCUGUAAUGCCUUCAUUUUAUGAUGGUUUCGAGCUCCGGCCAACAAAUUUCUUUGAAAGAAAUCCAUUGCUGAAACAAUGAUAUACCUUGAUAAAUUGAUAUAUAAUUUGAGCAAGUGCAAAUUUCAAGUUCUUCUAUUAAACAGUAACCUUUUAACUCUACUAUAUAAAGUGUACUAGUAAAUUUUGUUGUAAUUUAUAUGGAGAACAAAAGAUGAUCUUCUUUAGCCUGUUUA
Molecule: messenger RNA, 4024 nt
Organism: Nicotiana attenuata
Lineage: Eukaryota; Viridiplantae; Streptophyta; Magnoliopsida; Solanales; Solanaceae
Product: primary amine oxidase-like
Exons: 4
Coding region: 1903-3870 (655 amino acids)
Biological process (GO): amine metabolic process
Molecular function (GO): quinone binding; copper ion binding; primary methylamine oxidase activity
Source: RefSeq, a predicted model, not a curated record